GGGUGGUGGUGGAGUAACUUUAGGGUGAGGCUCCGGUGGUGGUGGUUAAGGUGAAGCCCUCCUAACUGUUCAUCAGAGAGCUGAUCUCCCCUCCCUCCCCUGCUCGCUGUCAGGCUACUGGCUGCUAGCUGCUGCUAGCGGAGCGGGGUGGGGAGGGCGGCUGGGCUGCUCCUGGGGUCUGGUUCACUGAGUGUCGCUCCGGUGUGGAGGUGAACCUCCCCGGGUCCCAACAGGGCUCCGGUCCAGGGCUCUGGUCCAGGCUGGGGUCCGAGCAGGUGGCUCCUAGCUAACGUGCUAACCUGUGGGAGGUCGGACGACGAGCUGGAGCGGAACCCGGGCUGAUCAGGGAUCACUUUCACUUCGGGAAACGUUUGGAAGCUGCUUAUUUAAACCCAUGUGUGCGUUUCCACAUGUUGCAGACAUCCCCACGGGCAGAAUCUAAACACCUCCACCCUCACAUGGGUGGAGGACACCGAGGAGUUUUAAAGUAUUUAGCCCGUUUCUCAGUGAUACGACAGGCUGCGCCCCCAGUGGCCGGCUGCGGUACUGCAAGUCCUCAUGUACAGUACAACCCUCCAGCAUCAAACUGUGUAUUCCUUGAUCAAAUACAUAACAUCGGGAUUCCCAGAAUGCAGAGCUCCGAGGGCGGGUCUGACUCCUCGUCCAGCGUGGCCUUGCGUACGUCCACGCCCACCCAGGCGCCGGUGGUGCAGCCCGUGCCAGCUUCUCAGCAGAGGGUUUUGGUCCAGGCCACAGGCUCGUCUCAGAAGGCAGUGCAGGUUCAGCAGGUACAGCACAUCUAUCCAUCCCAGUACAUAGAAGGCGGGGAAACCGUUUACACCAAUGGAACCAUCCGCACCGCCUACUCCUACAACCCCGACGCCCAGCUGUACGGGCAGGGCAGCGGGGGGGCCUACUUCGACUCGCAGGCCGGCGGCGCCCAGGUCACCACGGUGGUGUCUUCGGCCAGCAGCGGCAUGGCGCCCCACAGCAUGGUGGGCAUCACCAUGGACGUGGGCGGCAGUCAGAUCAUCUCCGGCGGCAGCACCUACCUGAUUCACGGCGCCGGCAUGGACGGAAACCGCUACCACGCCUCGCAGUCCUCCCGCUCCUCCUCGGCCAUGCUUGAAAUGGCGAUUGAAAACCUCCAAAAGUCUGAAGGAAUUGCCACUCACAAAAGCAGCCUCCUCAACAGCCAUCUCCAGUGGCUGCUGGACAACUACGAGACGGCGGAGGGUGUGAGCCUGCCCCGGAGCUCCUUGUACAACCACUACCUGCGCCACUGUCAGGAGCAGAAGCUGGACCCCGUCAACGCCGCCUCCUUCGGCAAGCUGAUCCGCUCGGUGUUCAUGGGCCUACGCACACGCCGGCUGGGCACCAGGGGCAACUCCAAGUACCACUACUAUGGGAUCCGCGUGAAGCCGGACUCGCCACUGAAUCGCCUGCAGGAGGACACCCAGUACAUGGCCAUGAGGCAGCAGCCCGUCCACCAGAAGCAGAGGUUCAAGCCUCUUCAGAAGGUAUACGGUGUGUCGGAUCACCUGUCGGGGGGCUCCCAGAACUCUGCCAGCACCCCGGAGCAGUCUGUGGCUGCACAGAGCCAGCACCACCAGCAGUACAUCGAUGUGUCCCAUGUCCUGCCUCCGUUCCCCUCCCCUGACCUGGGCAGCCUGCCUCUGCCGGAGCGCAUCAGUCUGGACGACAUCAAGAAGCUGCAGACGCUCUACAGGGACCACUGCGAGGCUACGCUGGACGUGGUGAUGAACCUCCAGUUCCACUUCAUCGAGAAGCUCUGGCAAACCUUCUGGUAUUCAGCGGCGCCCUCUAGUGACGGGAACACCAACCUGCCCACCAGCGACGACGACAUGGACGGCGUAAUCCCCCGAGAGAAGCUGAUGGCGCUCUGCAAGUACGAGCCGGUGCGGCUGUGGAUGCGGAGCUGCGACCACAUCCUGUACCAGGCGCUGGUGGAGAUCCUGAUCCCGGACGUGCUGCGCCCCGUCCCCAGCACUCUCACUCAGGCCAUCCGCAACUUCGCCAAGAGCCUGGAGAGCUGGCUGACCGCCGCCAUGAGCGACUUCCCCCACGAGAUCGUGCGCACCAAGGCGGCGGUGGUCAGUGCCUUCGCCCAGACCCUGCGGCGCUACACCAGCCUGAACCACCUGGCGCAGGCAGCGCGCGCUGUGCUGCAGAACACCUCCCAGAUCAACCAGAUGCUCUCAGACCUCAACCGGGUGGACUUCGCCAACGUGCAGGAACAGGCCUCGUGGGUGUGCCAGUGUGACGAGAGCGUGGUCCAGCGGCUGGAGCAGGACUUCAAGGUCACCCUGCAGCAGCAGAGCUCCCUGGACCAGUGGGCCGCCUGGCUGGACAACGUGGUGUCCCAGGUGCUGAAGCCCCACCAGGGCAGCCCCAGCCUGCCCAAGGCCGCCCGCCAGUUCCUGCUCAAGUGGUCGUUCUACAGCUCCAUGGUGAUCCGGGACCUGACCCUGCGCAGCGCCGCCUCCUUCGGCUCCUUCCACCUCAUCCGGCUGCUGUACGACGAGUACAUGUUCUACCUGGUGGAGCACCGCGUGGCGCAGGCCACCGGGGAGACCCCCAUCGCCGUCAUGGGAGAGUUCAGUGACCUCACCUCGAUGAUCCCAUCGCUCAUGGACAGAGACCCGUCCUUCUCCGACGACAUGAGCGACAUGGGCAGCGACGGCGACGGGUCCCGGGACCCCAGUGAGCCGGCCGUGAAGCGGGAGCGCAUCGAGAUCAACCACUCGCUGCAGGAGAUCUAAAGCCAGCUCCUCUGGACCUCAGUGGACCCAGGCCCCCUGCAGCCCCCCCACAGCCCCCCCACGGCCCCCCCCGGGGCCCCGCGGCCCCCCCGGGGCCCCCUGCAGCCCCCACGGCCCGGGGCCAGGUGCUCGCUGUACAUAGACAGAAGCAGCCCUUCCUAGUAUGUGUACAUAAUGCUGUCUUCUACCCAGGUAAAGAGAAGGCUGCCUUACGGGGGGGGGGCUUUUUUUUGUAACUGUGAACAAGGACUUCGUGCAGUACCUGUUUUUCCUCCUUUUGUCUCUGGAUGUGAAACCUUUCGUACGAGUGGUGCUCCGUGGUGUGUAGUCCGACCCCAGCCCGCCCCCUAUAGCUGUGCCAUAGUGUCAUUUGAGUGCCUUAGAAUGCUAACUCCUUAAACCACCGCCGCUACAGAUGUCUAUUCCCUCCCUCAGCUGUGCCUCCUACCGCACUAUGAAUGUAUCGUCUCCAAAACCUCAAGACGCUCCACAAACCUUUAAGUCUCUUUCGGUGGAUCUCUUGUGGCCUCCGCUGCAGCUAGCAGCAUUAACAUAACCACCGCUUUAAAAUGAAAAAGAGACAAGAAGUGAUAAAUGCACAUCCUUCACUCAACCUACUGACCCUUAGGAACCUUGUUCCCCUCAGAUUAACUCCAACCAGCUCAGUGACAGCUGCCCUGUUAGGUCAGUAGGGCCUAAGACUGAUAACAGACAGACACAAGCCCUCCUGGUCCGGCUACAGAGCAGUCAGGACGGGGUCUCAGUGGUUCUAACACGGUUCAUUACCUCAAUAGGCUUCAAGUGCUUCUUGGUUUGGCUCUGAUGACAGAGCGGUGUAAAGGAUGUAGCCACUGUUAACGUUGUCCACCGGUUUCCUCACUUGUUAAUACUCAUCACCAUGGUUUUCUUUAACCGAAAUAACAGAUGUCGUUUUGUCAAGAGCCAUGUUUUUAUGGACGCGUUCGACAGCCUUACCUGGUGUGUUGAAGAGUCCUGAUCCUUAAAACCUCUGAGAUGGAGAUAGGAAAGUGGACUGCUUGACUUUAAAAGGCAAACAGCCACUGUAUAGAGACUGUUAUCAGAAAUCCUUCUGCAUAAAUAGAAUCAAUUAAAUUACAGAAAUCCUCACUUCUCCUUCCUUUGAGUCCGUCGUCCUGCUACCCAGGAGAUCGACCCAUUCAAAGAACAAUGUGGUUGGACCUGUUGAAAGCAAAAAUCCUUAUUUAGAUAAAUAAAAUUGAGCACCCUGGUAGCCUGUUGGCUGAGGCGGUGACCUGGAGUUCUGCAGAAGUCUGCAGAAACACCCAGAUGUUCAUGGGACUUCUCUCCCCCCCCCACCACAAGAGAUUUUUGUACGACAGCUCAGUUAUUUGAUGAUUUGAAACUGAAAUGGCUCCCAUAACAUGUGCCUAUAGAUGUCUUGCUAUAUAUACAUAAAUAUAUAUAUAUAUAUAGAUCUAUAUAUAGCCAUAGUUUAACCAUAGACCUAAAUAUGAAACCAAGAUACUGUUAAGAUAUAUGAAUAUAUUUCUUUAUAUGACAUAGAAAAUGUGUGUGUGUAUUACUGUGGCCUUUUGAACUUCUAUCUUGGUACACUACUUCUCGUCAGUAAUGGUCCUAUUUUAUUGGGGUUGGUGUGUGUUGGAGAACAUGGGCUUGAUGUUUAAUUUAAUGGUUUAGACUGGUGUGAUACAUUUCAAAUCUCAAUUGUUCAUAUGAAUGUUCUUGUUAUUAGUUGAUGUGCCGCUGAUGCACUCGAGUAAGUUGUGCAGUGGUCAUGAAAAAAAAUAUUUAUACCGUUUGGCCCAUUUGAUAUCUUUUGUGUUUUGAAAUUGGUUUUGAUUGUUUUGCUGGAUCCUUGCGUAACUCCCCUCUGGUUUUUGUUGUAGCCAUGAAGAUCUAAGUUUGAGUUGAGUUAUGUAAGGUUUUUCUUUUUGUAACAUGUGCCUGUCACAGUAAUUUGCCUUUAAGUGCUUUUGGGAAAUUCUUAUGUACUUUGUAAUGUUUUUGUAAUGCUGUUUAGACAUUUGGCUGAGAAUAAUUUUUUUUUAUUGAAUUAGAUUUGGUUCUUCUUACAAGUAUACUGAACCUUUAUUUUAGUGUAUUUUUAAACCCAUUCUUGACUACACUUUACAUAGCCUAAUGGCAGACAAUGGUCUGUAAUAAACUGCAUAGUUCAACUGUAUUUUGUACCUGGUCAAAAUGUGUAAUAAAUUGGUGUAAACCACAAGA
Molecule: messenger RNA, 5015 nt
Organism: Gadus morhua (Atlantic cod)
Lineage: Eukaryota; Metazoa; Chordata; Actinopteri; Gadiformes; Gadidae
Gene: rfx2
Product: regulatory factor X, 2 (influences HLA class II expression)
Exons: 18
Coding region: 411-2783 (790 amino acids)
Biological process (GO): regulation of transcription by RNA polymerase II
Cellular component (GO): nucleus
Molecular function (GO): RNA polymerase II cis-regulatory region sequence-specific DNA binding; DNA-binding transcription factor activity, RNA polymerase II-specific
Source: RefSeq, a predicted model, not a curated record